This is a messenger RNA of Prunus armeniaca (apricot), 1047 nucleotides long. Lineage: Eukaryota; Viridiplantae; Streptophyta; Magnoliopsida; Rosales; Rosaceae. The record is from the annotation of a GenBank genome assembly.
AUGACACCACAAGAAGCAUGGAAUGGGAAGAAGCCUUUAGUUGAUCAUUUCAAGAUGUUUAGGUGCAUUGUAUAUGCACAUGUACGUGAUCAAAGAAGAAAGAAACUCAAUGACAAAAGAGAGAAGUGUGUAUUUCUCGGUGUAAGUGAAACUCCAAACGCUUACAAGUUAUUCAAUCUGGUGACAAAGAAGGUUGUAAUAAGCAGAGACGUGGUGUUUGAAGAAGAAACCAUGUGGAAUUGGACUGAUGGCAACUCAAUUCAAAAUCCAAUACUAGAUAAUGAUGCAUCAGAUUGUGACAUAGAGGAAGUUCCUGAUAUUCAAGAGCAACAAUCACUCCAACCUAUGGCUCAACCUCAUCAACAAUUAGAAGAAGAAAGUGGUUAUAAUUUGAGGGAUGAAAAUACGAAAAAAAAGCCAACGUGGAUGAUGGAUUAUGAUGUAAGUAAUUCAAGUUCUGAUGAUGAUAAUGCUCAUUUUGCAUUGUUUGUAGACAGUGAUCCAAUUACAUAUGAUGAGGUCAUUAAAGAAAAGAAAUGGAGGAAAGUAAUGGACAAUGAAAUAAAGUCCACUGAGAAGAAUCACACUUGGGAGCUAACUGACUUGCCUAAGGGACAAAAAACCAUUGGUGUUAAAUGGGUUUUCAGGACAAAGAUGAAUGAAAAAGGAGACAUCGAUAAGCACAAAGCUCGAUUGGUGGCAAAGAGUUAUAAGCAGAAGCAUGGCAUUGAUUACAAGGAAGUGUUUGCACCAGUUGCAAGGCAAGAUACAAUUAGGUUGGUGAUUUCACCAGCAACACAAAAUUCAUGGUCAAUCUUUCAGUUAGAUGUGAAGUUAGCAUUCUUGCAUGGUGUUUUGCAAGAGGAAGUGUAUAGUGACCAGCCAUCUAGUUAUGAGAAGAAAAGGAAGGAAGAAAAAGGUGUACCGAUUCAAGAAAGCACUCCAUGGACUAAAACAAGCACCAAGAGCUUGGUACAGUCGCAUAGAUGCUCACUUUGCCAAGCUGGGAUUUCACAAAUGUCCCUUGGAGCACACUUUUUAAGUUAA